Messenger RNA from Medicago truncatula (barrel medic), 1338 nucleotides. Its product is annotated as probable polygalacturonase At3g15720. Bases 1 to 1338 code for a protein of 445 amino acids. The record is from RefSeq and is a predicted model, not a curated record. The transcript is spliced from 10 exons. Gene Ontology annotation, biological process: carbohydrate metabolic process. Gene Ontology annotation, molecular function: polygalacturonase activity. Lineage: Eukaryota; Viridiplantae; Streptophyta; Magnoliopsida; Fabales; Fabaceae.
AUGGGUAGUGUUGUUGAUUUGAUUUGGCAUCAUCAGGUUCCUUUGAAGGUGUCGAUAUUUGCUUGGCGUCUUAUAAGGGAUCGGUUAUCGACGAGAUCAAAUUUAGCAUCAAGAGGCAUCUUACAGUUAGACACUGCUCUUUGUGUCACAGGGUGUGGUUUUGCCAAAGCUAGGCGAUCGUUUCUUCAGUUAAUCUGGCUUUUGACUACGUGGAAGGAGAAAGUAUUUACAAAUCAUACAAAUAUAUACGAUGUGAUGCAACAUGGUGCUCGUGGAGAUGGUAAAUCUGAUGAUACAAAUGCAUUUCUAAAAGCAUGGAGUAGUACUUGUGGAGCAGGAGGUAUAUUGGCAACACUAGUUAUACCUAAAAAUAAAUCAUUUUUGGUGAACAAUUUAGUGCUCACUGGUGGUUGCAAGGCAACAAGCAUUCACAUCAAGCUGGAUGGGAAAAUAGUUGCACCUGCUAAGGGAGCAUUGAAGGAUAAGUCAUAUUGGAUUAGGAUCCAAUAUAUAAACCAUCUCACAAUAGAUGGUGGAAUAGGUGGAUCAAUUGAGGGCUAUGGCUCUACUUGGUGGCAGUGCAAAACUUGCUCUCGACCUACGGCCUUGUUUUUCCAUUCCUCCAAUGAUCUAACUGUUCGUAAUUUGAGGAUUACAAAUACCCCAGGAGCACAUAUAGCCAUUAAUGGUUGCAUUGGUGCCACAUUUUCUCAAAUACUUGUAAAUUCUCCUGGUAAUAGCCCUAAUACAGAUGGGUUUGAUAUCUCUUACUCCAAAAAUAUUACGGUAGUAGAUUCCACCAUUGCAACAGGUGAUGAUUGUAUUGCCGUUAAUGGGGGAUCCUCUUACAUCUAUGCUACUCGUGUUGCAUGUGGUCCAGGGCAUGGAAUAAGCAUUGGUAGUCUCGGCAAAGGAAACUCUUUUGAAGUAGUUGAAGAGGUUCAUGUACGAAAUUGCAAUUUUACUGGAUCUACAAAUGGAGCAAGAAUAAAGACAUUUCCGGGAGGAUCAGGUUAUGCAAGAAAGAUUACUUUCGAACAAAUCCAACUUAAAGAUGUCAAGAAUGCGAUAAUCAUAGACCAAAAUUACGGUGCUAAAAUGGCAAAUAAUAAAAUGUCAAAGGGAUCAAGUGUACAAGUCAGUGAUGUCACAUUUCGUCGCUUUAAAGGGACUUCUGCAAGUGACAUCGGUAUUAAUUUGAAGUGUAUGGGUUGUUCCAAUAUUAUAUUGGAUCAAAUUGAUAUUGUCUCUUCUCAAGGGAGAAAUGAUGUUAAAGCUUUUUGUCAAAAUUUCCAUGGAAUAAUUUACUCUACUCUUCCAAAGGUUUUGUGCAAUUAG